GUCAGAAAUUCUGGGCGCUCUGGGGAAGCUCAAACAUUUAUCAACACCGAACAACAAGUCUCACCCUCGCAAAAAGACGCCGUCUUUCAAUUAACUCACUCAGGCUAGUUGAUAUCUGAUGGCAUCACAGCGGGCUCUGCUGCCUCUGCGCAGCUACCUCGGUCGGCAAUGCGCCGGAGCUGUGCGUCAGCAAACGAGGGCAUCGAGCUCUCAAUCGUCGUCCACGCAAGCUUUGGCAUACAAGGCUCUGCACCGCCGCAUCGCGCCUCUCCCUACCGAAGACCGCCCUCCAGCUUGGUCUGCCCCGGCUGCUGUUAGCAGCAUCCUAUACGAGACCCCUACACCUUCGCAAAAGCCCCACAAGAAGCACAUCCUCAACUGCUUGGUGCAGAACGAGCCGGGUGUACUGUCUCGCGUCUCUGGUAUCCUGGCUGCUCGUGGUUUCAACAUUGACAGUCUCGUCGUCUGCAACACCGAAGUCGAUGACCUCUCUCGCAUGACGAUUGUUCUGCAGGGACAGGAGGGUGUCAUAGAGCAGGCCCGUCGCCAGCUUGAGGAUCUGGUCCCUGUCUGGGCCGUCCUUGACUACACGGAAUCUCCUCUCGUUCAGCGCGAGCUGCUCCUUGCCAAGAUCUCCAUUCUCGGUCCUGAGUACUUUGAGGAGCUUCUUGCCCACCACCGCGACAUGGCCCAUAACCCAGAUUUGGACUUCAACCCUGAGGAGUUGAGCGAGGAGGAGCGUCAGGCAUUCGCCGAGGAGGCUGCUCGCGAUUCUCUGAGGAAGGACUUCCACCCUAGCAACCUCGCUGUUUCUCAAGCGCUCCGUCAUAAGCACGAGCACUUGCGAGCCAUUACUUUCAUGACCCACCAGUUCAAGGGCAAGGUCUUGGAUAUCAGCACCAACAACUGCAUCGUCGAGCUUUCUGCGAAAUCGGACAGGAUCGACUCCUUUAUGAAGCUCAUUGCUCCAUUCGGUAUCCUGGAGUCUGCACGAACUGGACUCAUGGCUCUUCCUCGUUCCCCCAUUCACAGCUCUGAUGACGUUGGAGAGAAGGACGCAGAGGAUAUUGUCGACACAAGCCUGUUGCCUCCCGGCUAAAUUCCUAUCGCCAGAAGAGUCUAAGUAGAUUAGAACACUUACUGCUUUGGGGAUGUCUUGAUCUUUGCGUGUAAUCUACCGGUAGUCGGGGUCUGGCGUUCACCGUUGGCGAUGUGGCAUUACGGAUUGGAACUUGCGCAGUUACAAGAUGACAAGUGGGUCAAUACUAUGUCGCGAUAUUUGCCAUGUAGGUAUUCCAGUAUUCAUGCUGACGUUCAAUUUCGCUGCCGCUGCGUGUCUGGUGUAUAUAUCAAAUGCAACACUGGCCCAGUGCCCAUCCACUUUUCGAGU
Didymella exigua CBS 183.55 is the source of this 1390-nucleotide messenger RNA. Its product is annotated as acetolactate synthase small subunit mitochondrial precursor. Gene Ontology annotation, cellular component: acetolactate synthase complex; mitochondrial nucleoid. Gene Ontology annotation, biological process: branched-chain amino acid biosynthetic process. The transcript has 2 exons. The record is from RefSeq and is a predicted model, not a curated record. Gene Ontology annotation, molecular function: acetolactate synthase regulator activity. Bases 119 to 1099 code for a protein of 326 amino acids. Lineage: Eukaryota; Fungi; Ascomycota; Dothideomycetes; Pleosporales; Didymellaceae.